AUGUCGACGAGUGGACCCGCACAUAGAGUGGAAAGCGCGGCGGUGGAAUACGGAUAUCCUCAGGGCCAUCUCGGACAUCUUUCUGGGGAGGAGGAAGAGGCGUUUAGGAAUUUCAAGGCGUAUUGUCAGGAGAAGGGGUAUUUCACCCCGAGGGAGGGUGGUAAAGAGGCGAGCCAUGAUGAUCCGACUUUAUUGCGCUUUUUGAGAGCAAGGAGAUUCGUCGUGGCGGAUGCGUAUAAACAGUUUCAGGAAACGGAGGAUUGGAGAAAGGCGAAUGAAAUAGACAAGCUCUAUGAGACGAUAGACCUGGAGCAAUAUGAGGAGACGCGUAGACUGUACCCUCAAUGGACAGGUCGUCGCGACCGUCGCGGCAUCCCCGUCUACGUCUUCGAAGUCAAACAUCUAAAUUCGAAAACCAUGUCAGCGUACGAAAAGUCGGCCUCGACCACCAAAUCGCAAGCCAAAACCGACGGCAAGAUCUCCCCUAAACUUCUACGUCUUUUCGCAUUAUACGAGAAUCUUAUUCGUUUUACCAUGCCUUUAUGUACAGCAUUGACCGAUCGAGAUCACCCCAGAACGCCCAUUACUCAGAGUAAUAACAUAGUGGAUAUUUCGGGGGUGGGAUUGAAGCAGUUUUGGAAUUUGAGAACGCAUAUGCAGGAUGCUAGUACUUUGGCUACAGCGCAUUAUCCGGAGACUUUGGAUAGGAUCUUUAUAAUAGGAGCUCCAGCCUUCUUCCCAACCGUCUGGGGCUGGAUAAAGAAAUGGUUCGACCCAAUCACUACCUCCAAAAUCUUCAUCAUCGCCCACGCCGACGUCAAGAAAACCCUCGAAUCAUUCAUCGACCCGGUCAACAUCCCUAAAAAGUAUGGCGGACAACUAGAUUUCGAAUUCGGUCACCAACCAGUUUUAGAUCCCCAUCUUAACUCUGUUUGCCAAUGGGAAGGAAAACAUACGAAUUUCCCAGAAGGCCCAAUCCAUUGGGAACAUGUCGGUGAGGACAAGAUCAAGGCGGUUGCAAGGGGUACGCUGCCAGGUAGCCAUGCGCAGAGGAAUGAGGAGGUUUGCACGGUUACGAGGAAGCUUCCUGAUGAGCCACAACCGGUGGAGUCGCAGCCGAUUAGACCGGAUAUGCUUUCUGCGCCGACAGAAACUGAGAUUCCUACCACCUCAGUACCAGCUACGGAAACUGCUGCGCCUGUAGCAGCACCAACGACCGAAACUUCUGCGCCAGCUCCUGUCGCUCCCGUCGCAGUGGCCAAAGACGAAGUAUCAGAAGGCACAGCAGUAGAAGCAGGUCAAAUCGUUUCGGACUCGCGUCCGGCACCACAGACGUUCGUUACGGCAUCGGAGGGGCUGCCGAAGGUGGGCGAUCUGAGUAUCAGUGAAAAGGUCCCCGAAACGGGGAAUCAUAGUACAAGGGCGGGGGCGUUGUUGGAUCCUACUUUGAAGAAUUAG
This is a messenger RNA of Glarea lozoyensis ATCC 20868, 1458 nucleotides long. Its product is annotated as CRAL/TRIO. The coding region runs from base 1 to 1458 and encodes 485 amino acids. Lineage: Eukaryota; Fungi; Ascomycota; Leotiomycetes; Helotiales; Helotiaceae. The record is from RefSeq and is a predicted model, not a curated record. The transcript has 4 exons.